This is a messenger RNA of Candida albicans SC5314, 819 nucleotides long. RefSeq lists its product as uncharacterized. Gene Ontology annotation, molecular function: S-adenosyl-L-methionine transmembrane transporter activity. Bases 1 to 819 code for a protein of 272 amino acids. Lineage: Eukaryota; Fungi; Ascomycota; Pichiomycetes; Serinales; Debaryomycetaceae. Gene Ontology annotation, cellular component: mitochondrial inner membrane. The transcript has a single exon. The record is from RefSeq and is a predicted model, not a curated record. Gene Ontology annotation, biological process: transmembrane transport.
AUGUCUGAGUCAACAUUUUUUACAUCAUUGAUUAGUGGUGCUUGUGCUGGUAUCGCAACAGAUAUAGUAUUUUUCCCCAUUGACACCAUCAAAACAAGAUUACAAGCUAAAGGAGGGUUUUUCACAAAUGGUGGAUAUCAUGGAAUUUAUCGUGGGUUAGGUUCAUGUGUUGUUGCGUCAGCACCUCUGGCCUCGUUAUUCUUCAUUACUUAUGAUUCAUUGAAAAGAGACUUGCCGCCUGCGGUAAGUUCACUUGGGGUUAGACAUAUGAUCGCUGCGUCAAUGGGGGAGAUUGCUGCAUGUAUAGUUCGUGUGCCAGCUGAGGUAAUUAAACAACGUACACAGGCAUCCCAUAUGGGUAAUCAAACAUCGUGGAGUAAUUUGUUGCAUAUUUUGAGAAACUCCAACAAUGAAGGGGUGUUGAAAGGUUUGUAUCGUGGUUGGAAUAGUACCAUAAUGAGAGAGAUCCCAUUCACGAUGAUUCAAUUCCCAUUAUAUGAAUAUUUAAAAGUGCAAUGGCAACAAAAUUUAAAUAGUUUUAUACCACAGGGAUUCAAAGGUGCCGCGUGUGGAAUGAUUGCUGGUGGAGUUGCUGCUGCAUUGACUACACCACUUGAUGUGAUAAAAACAAGAAUAAUGCUACAUAAGGAUAGAAUAAGUAUUGUUAGUUUGGUAAAGAAUUUGAUUCGUGAAGAAGGCCCUGCAGCAUUGUUCAAUGGGAUAGUUCCUAGAACAUGUUGGAUAAGUUGCGGUGGUGCUAUAUUCUUGGGCUGUUACGAACUAGUCCAUACCGAAUUAACGAAGAGAUCAAGAUUGUAG